ACAGGGUGUCCACGGUGAUCGGGGGAGAGCGCUUCAGCAGCCAUGGAUGCCUCAGACUCUCAAAGGAAAAAAGUAGCUGUCAUUGGGGGUGGUCUGGUUGGAUCGUUAAAUGCAUGCUUCCUUGCAAAGAGGAAUUUCCAAGUUGAUGUGUAUGAAGCUAGGGAAGAUAUCCGAGUGGCUCAACUGGCACGUGGAAGAAGCAUUAACUUGGCCCUUUCUCACCGAGGACGACAAGCCUUGAAAGCCAUUGGCCUAGAAGACCAGGUACCUCAUUCAUGCAUUUCCCUUAGAGAAGGUAGCACCUGCUCCUUUGCAGAUGCUCUGCAGGAGACGUAUAACCAGAAGGGCGUGUUUCCGGGGGAGCCCUUCAGACCUGCCCGCCGGCCGUGGACGCUCCUGAAUUUCCUCUUCUGGGCCACGGUUCUCCUGUCUCCUCUGUUCCGCUUUGUCUUGGGCGUCUUUUAUAUUCUUUCUAUAAGCAGAACAAAUCUAAACAAGGAUCUGUUAACUGCGGUGGAGAAAUACCCCAACACCAAGGUGUACUUUGGCCACCGGCUGUUAACAUGCAACCUGGAGGAAGGAACCAUCACCGUGGCUGGAUCUGACCAAGUUCCCAAAGAUGUCACCUAUGACCUCAUUGUAGGCUGUGAUGGAGCCUAUUCAACGGUCAGAGGUCAACUCAUGAAGAAACCCCGCUUUGAUUACAGUCAGCAGUACAUUCCUCACGGGUACAUGGAACUGACCAUCCCACCUAGGAAUGGGGAUUUUGCCAUGGAACCGAAUUAUCUGCACAUCUGGCCUCGAAACACCUUCAUGAUGAUUGCACUUCCUAACAAGAACAAAACUUUCACCUGCACUCUGUUCAUGCCCUUCGAAGAGUUCGAGAAACUUCCCACCAGCAGAGACGUGCUGGAUUUCUUCCACAAGUACUUCCCGGACGCCGUCCCUCUCAUGGGCGAGCAAGCCCUGACACGGGACUUCUUCCUGCUGCCCGCCCAGCCCAUGAUCUCUGUGAAGUGCUCCCCUUUUCACUUUAAGUCACGCUGUGUGUUGAUGGGAGACGCAGCUCACGCCAUUGUGCCCUUUUUUGGGCAAGGAAUGAACGCAGUAAGUUCUCCACCAAGAUUUAGAAUUCCAGAUGACCAUGCGGUUUCAGACCUGUCCAUGUACAAUUACGUGGAGAUGCGAGCACAUGUCAACUCAAGAUGGUUCAUCUUCCAGAAGAACGUGGAGCGAUUUCUUCACGCGAUCAUGCCAUCAACCUUCAUCCCCCUCUACACCAUGGUCACAUUUUCCAGAAUAAGGUACCAUGAGGCGAUGCUGCGCUGGCGUUGGCAAAAAAAGGUGAUAAACACAGGGUUCUUUAUCUUCGGAACACUGAUAGCCAUUGGCAGUACCUACUUCCUUAUACGCUCCAUGGCCUCAAGGCACCUGGACUACUUGAGAAGACCAUGGGACUGGGUCACUAACCUCCAGAACACAGGACAGGUUUCCCUGAAAACUCCCUGGAGCUACUAGAACAAAUCUCCACUGUCAUCAGCAGGUGACAGAAAGGUCCUGAAGUAGCAAAUACACUUGAUUUCUCUGUAACCAAAUCUCAUGAUCAAAGCCAUGGCUCCCAUCAUCAUAUUUAAGUCACUCAUGGAAGAUGUUUGUCGGCUUAGAAUUAAAUCCAAUGUGGGAUUUC
Myotis davidii is the source of this 1687-nucleotide messenger RNA. RefSeq names its product kynurenine 3-monooxygenase (kynurenine 3-hydroxylase) (gene KMO). Lineage: Eukaryota; Metazoa; Chordata; Mammalia; Chiroptera; Vespertilionidae. Gene Ontology annotation, biological process: NAD+ metabolic process. Gene Ontology annotation, molecular function: kynurenine 3-monooxygenase activity; NAD(P)H oxidase H2O2-forming activity; FAD binding. Gene Ontology annotation, cellular component: mitochondrial outer membrane. The record is from RefSeq and is a predicted model, not a curated record. The transcript has 14 exons. Bases 43 to 1518 code for a protein of 491 amino acids.